Cajanus cajan (pigeon pea) is the source of this 1044-nucleotide messenger RNA. NCBI's taxonomy places the organism in Eukaryota, Viridiplantae, Streptophyta, Magnoliopsida, Fabales, Fabaceae. The record is from RefSeq and is a predicted model, not a curated record.
CACAUAACAACAACACAUCCAUUUCAUUUCUAUAUAAGCCACCUCAACUCACUCUUGGUUCAACACACAAGUUAACCAAAAAGGGAAAGAGGCAAAGGAACAAGAGAAACAUGUUUUCAGAAAACACCCUUUGGCUCAUGCUUGCCAUUUUCUCCCUCAGUGUUGCCAUCACAUUAGCCUCAGACCCUGAUCCAGUUCAAGACUUCUGCAUACCAAACCCUAGAUUUGGUGCCAUGAAAACAUCACAUGCCAACAUGCACUACACUCUCCCAUGCAAGAACUCCUCAGAGGUCACCACUGAUGACUUUGUCUUCUCUGGCAUGAAAGCCUCAGGGAACAACUUCUCAGACACAGGCCUAGCUGUGGUGUCAGCAAGUCCUACAAACUUUCCAGGGCUCAACACUCUAGGGUUGUCUUUUGCAAGAGCAGACAUUGAAGUUGGUGGCAUCAACCCUCCACACUUUCAUCCUAGAGCCACUGAGCUGGUCCAUGUGGUGCAAGGAAAAGUGUACUCAGGCUUUGUUGAUUCCAGCAAUAGGGUGUUUGCUAGAGUGCUUGAACAAGGAGAGGUCAUGGUGCUCCCUAAGGGCCUAGUGCACUUCAUGAUGAACGUUGGUGAUGAACCUGCCACGUUGUUUGGAAGCUUCAAUAGCCAAAACCCUGGGAUUCAGAAGAUACCUUCUGCUGUGUUUGGUUCAGGGAUUGAUGAGGAGCUUCUGCAGAAGGCUUUUGGAUUGACUCCUAAGCAGAUCGGAACCAUGAGAAAAAAAUUUGAUCCCAAGACAGCUGGGUAGAUAAGAUGAUCAUCAAAGGUAGUCAUGUUUGUGCAUUUGCCUUUCAGGGUUUGAGUCAUAUCUUGGGGUGUAAGUUUCUUGCUCCUUUCUUUGUGUCUUGAAGAGUUUUCAACUUCUUCUCCCAGUUUUUGUCUCUCGUUGUAGUAUUACAAUACUAUAUAUUAUAAGUGAAGAAUAUGGAGUGCAGGUUGGUCAAAUUACCUUGUAUUGAAACUCUUAAGCAGCAAAUAAUCCCUUCUCUCCUCAUAAA